AUGAGUCAGUGGAAACAAAUCCAGCAGUUAGACAUCAAGUUUCUUGAGCAGGUGGAUUAUUUUUACGAUGAUAAUUUUCCGAUGGAGCUGCGACAGGUGCUUGCCACCUGGAUUGAGAGUCAGGACUGGGAGACAGCUUCAAAUCACGAGUCCAUGGCCACUGUUCUGCUAAACAACUUUCUGAUCCAGUUGGAAAGGAAGUGUUCUCAGGAACAAAACUUUCUUCACAGACACAACUUGAAGAGAAUAUAUCAGCAGAUACAGCUGAAGUAUAAAGCUAACCCUGUCCAAAUGGCCAUUGUCAUCUCCAACUGCCUGAAAGAGGAGAGACGCAUCAUAUCCAUCGCCAGCGUGCAGGAGCAGGGUCCACUGGAGAAGGCUAUGCAGAACUCGGUAGCCUUUGAGAGGCAGAAGAAUCUGGACAACAGAGUUGCUGUGAUCAGAAGCAGCGUGCAGAUGAUGGAUCAGGCAGUGAAGUUCCUGGAGGACAUGCAGGAUGAUUUCGAUUUCCGCUACAAAACGCUCCAGUCUCGAGACCCACUGGAGAGGAACACCCAGACCAUGACUCAGGAGGUGGCCGCACUGCAGGAGAUGCUCAACCGCCUGGACUUUAAACGGAAGGAAAUUUUGUCGAAGAUGGUGGAUGUUAUUAAGGAGAUUGAUACGAUGAUGACCUCUCAGCUUCACCCAGAGCUGAUGGAGUGGAAACGGAGACAGCAAAUCGCCUGCAUCGGAGGUCCGGUGCUAACUGGACUGGACCAGCUUCAGAACUGGUUUACGAUGACCGCGCAGAGCCUGUUCCAGAUCAAAAGGCAGUUGGACAAACUGGGUGAGCUGAUUCUGAAAGUGACGUAUGAGAGCGACCCUAUCCCCCUUCAGAAACCCCAGAUGGAGGAACAGGUCAAAUAUCUCAUUUAUCACCUCAUCAAAAGCUCUUUUGUGGUUGAAAAACAGCCGUGUAUGCCAACGCAUCCUCAGAAACCCCUGAUUAUCAAAACUCAAGUACAGUUCACCACCAAGGUCAGGUUGCUGGUUAAACUACCAGAGGUGGAUUAUCAGCUAAAAGUGAAGACGACCUUUGACAAAGACCUACCCCCAGGCAGAGUGAACAGGCAGUUCUUCAUCUUAACCAACAACACCAAAGUCAUGGAUGUGGAGGAGUCCUCCAACGGCUGUCUCUCAGUGGAGUUCAGACACUUGCAGCUGAAGGAGAGGAAAUACAUAAAUGGAACUAAAGGAAAUGAGGGUCCUCUAACUGUGACGGAGGAGCUCCACUCUCUCAGCUUUGAGGCUCAGUUCUCCAUACAGGGCAUGGACAUUGACCUGGAGACCUGUUCCCUACCCCUGGUGGUCAUCUCUAACGUCAGUCAGCUCCCCGGAGGCUGGGCUUCGGUCAUUUGGUACAACCUGCUGACAGACGAACCCAAGAACCUGGCGUUCUUCAGUAACCCCAUACGUGCCAGCUGGAGCCAACUCUCUGAGGUCCUCAGCUGGCAGUUCUCCACGUUUGCCGGCAGGGGACUGAACAAGGAGCAGCUAAGCAUGCUGGGAGAUAAACUUUUGGGUCCCCAUGCUUCAUACAAUGACUGCCAAGUGUCUUGGUCCAAGUUCUGCAAGGAGAACAUUGCUGGAAAGCCGUUUAGUUUCUGGCAGUGGUUGGACUCCAUCCUGGAGCUCAUUAAAAAACACUUGCUUCCGGUUUGGAUUGAUGGCUACAUCAUGGGUUUCGUGAGCAAGGAGACGGAGCGGGCGCUGCUGAAAGAGAAAGAACCGGGAACGUUCCUGCUCCGCUUCAGCGAGAGUCACCUGGGAGGUAUCACCUUCACCUGGGUCGAACAGGGAGAAAACGGGGAGCCAAAGUUCAUUUCCGUGGAGCCGUACACCAAAACUCGCCUCAGCGCUCUUCCGCUGGCCGACAUCAUCCGGGACUACAAAGUUAUAGCCAACGGCACGGUUCCAGAGAGCCCACUGAAGUUCCUCUAUCCUGACAUCCCCAAAGACGAGGCCUUUGGCAAAUAUUACAACAGCGCUCAGAACAAAGUAUUCCCGUACAUCCAGACUCCCUUUAUUCCCAUUUCCCACAUGUGA
Chanos chanos (milkfish) is the source of this 2088-nucleotide messenger RNA. RefSeq names its product signal transducer and activator of transcription 4 (gene stat4). Gene Ontology annotation, molecular function: DNA binding; DNA-binding transcription factor activity. The coding region runs from base 1 to 2088 and encodes 695 amino acids. NCBI's taxonomy places the organism in Eukaryota, Metazoa, Chordata, Actinopteri, Gonorynchiformes, Chanidae. The transcript is spliced from 21 exons. The record is from RefSeq and is a predicted model, not a curated record. Gene Ontology annotation, biological process: regulation of DNA-templated transcription; signal transduction.